This is a messenger RNA of Cyphellophora europaea CBS 101466, 645 nucleotides long. RefSeq lists its product as uncharacterized. The record is from RefSeq and is a predicted model, not a curated record. The coding region runs from base 1 to 645 and encodes 214 amino acids. NCBI's taxonomy places the organism in Eukaryota, Fungi, Ascomycota, Eurotiomycetes, Chaetothyriales, Cyphellophoraceae. The transcript has a single exon.
AUGUCGCUCCCCUCGCGCUUCAGGUGGACUGAAGGCAGCGGUGAAGUAUCAUUCAACGGGCCUGAAUUGACCUCUCUUCGAGCCUUCGCUCAGGUGACGGACUACCGCAGUGACUGCACUCGGCCGUCCCCUCUGUGCUCUGAAAAAUACCAAAACCUCUCGAUCAAACGACGCACUCGUUCUCUCCACAGACUACUUUCCCACUCUGAUUCCAUUUUCCAGUUGCACAGUAUCGCCAAACACAUCCGCCACGCUCAAACUCAACCACACAUACCUCUCAACCCAACAGCCAUUACCAUGUUCACCAAAACCCUCGUCAUUCUCUUCAACAUCCUCUUCGCCCUCACCCUCGCCGCCCCCUCGCCUCACAACACCAACACCACGACUGCCAUCUCCAGCUCCUUCCCGAACCUCACACCCCGCGACUGUAAUCCCAACGGCUACGGCUGCUCCGAAUGCUCCGAAUGCUGCCUCCUGACCUACACAAGUUCCAAAGAGCUGGGCUGUGGCGCUCUGGGCGAUCCACAGCAGCCUCUCUACGGCGUUGCUAAGCCCGAUGGCGGGUGCCAGAACCUGUUCAUUGGCAUGUACGCGGCCAAGGUGGGGGAGUGCACUGGGUUCUUUGAUUCUUGUGUUUUGUGGUGA